AUGAUUUCGCUUGGAACUGGUUCUGUGGGGCCCUUGCUUGCCCAGGUGGCCUUUCCUUUGCUUGCCGGAUUGUUGUCGGGUGCUGUGGCUGCGACGUUGAAGGGCUUUCAGACCUACAUCGACGAUGAGAAUUGGAUCGAAGAAAACCUUUUCUUCGACAGCGGGGCCUACGGGUCCUUUGGCACUUGUAUGAGCUUCAUGAUGGUCUUCCGCACAGCUCAGUCCUACAGCCGUUACUGGGAGCCUCAGCCGCAUCGUGCCGCAUCGCGCCGCAUCGAAGGGAUCGACAUGGUUUACCAGAUCAUGGGGCAUUGGUUCAAUGCUGCCAGCAAUACCUUGGCCUUUAGCCGCUGCAGCACAGCCAAGGCGGAGGAGAUCGAGAAUUUACGGCGGCUCUGCGUGCGACUCUUCAGCUUGUUGAAUUGCUUGUUGCUUCGAGAACUGGAGGGCGAAGAGGUCCGUGCCGAGAGUGGCCUGAAGUUCCCGGUCUUGGAUCCUGGCGGCAUCGACCUGCAAACUCGUGCGCAUUUGCUGAACAUGAAGUCCCACAGCCGACCAGAGCAGGUCUUCCAAGCCAUCAGCAAGGUCAUCGUGGAAGCCCAGGCCUUCGGGAUCAUCGCCUCGCCGGCGCCCAUCGUGGGACGAAUCCAUCAAGAGAUGGGCCUCGGAAUGACCAAGCUCCAAUCCGCCAUGAAGCUGGCCUAUGUGGACUUCCCAGCGCCUUACAACCUUGGAAUGAAGGCCAUGCUGGUGGUCCAUAUGAUGUUAACACCUGUGGCUGUGAUCGCUUGGGCCAAGACGGUGCUCUUCAGUGGCUUCUUUAGCUUUGUCUUGGUCUUCAUUAUGUUCGGCCUCAUGCAGCUGACGGCCGAAUUGGAUAACCCCUUCCACGACUCCGGCUUUGGCUUCGACAAGGAUUUAGUCCAGCAGAAGUUCAACAAAGCCCUUGUGUUGCUUGGAUGCAUUCUGAAGGUGAGGCAGCGCAGGUAUUGCUGCUCAUCAUGUAGCAGCUGUUGGAUGCUGAGAGAUUGCAUCAGUGACUUUCACUGCUCUGAAGAAUCCUGUAUUUAA
Molecule: messenger RNA, 1071 nt
Organism: Durusdinium trenchii
Lineage: Eukaryota; Dinophyceae; Suessiales; Symbiodiniaceae
Source: the annotation of a GenBank genome assembly